AUGGGACGCGCGCUGCCCGCGGGCGCCGCGGCCGGCGGAGCGCCCUCGGCCAAGCGCAAGCGCCGCCACCGCACCAUCUUCACCGAGGAGCAGCUGGAGCAGCUGGAGGCGACGUUCGACAAGACGCACUACCCGGACGUGGUGCUGCGCGAGCAGCUCGCCCUCAAGGUCGACCUCAAGGAGGAGCGCGUCGAGGUGUGGUUCAAGAACCGGCGCGCCAAAUGGCGCAAGCAGAAACGCGAGGAGCAGGAGCGGCUGCGCAAGCUGCAAGAGGAGAGGGCUGCCGCCGCCGCAGCCGCCUCC
Messenger RNA from Schistocerca nitens (vagrant locust), 303 nucleotides. RefSeq names its product homeobox protein goosecoid-like. NCBI's taxonomy places the organism in Eukaryota, Metazoa, Arthropoda, Insecta, Orthoptera, Acrididae. The record is from RefSeq and is a predicted model, not a curated record. The transcript has 3 exons. Gene Ontology annotation, molecular function: DNA-binding transcription factor activity, RNA polymerase II-specific; RNA polymerase II transcription regulatory region sequence-specific DNA binding. Gene Ontology annotation, biological process: regulation of transcription by RNA polymerase II. The annotation marks the transcript as partial.